GUCAAAUACAAUAGUUUCAUUGUCUAAAUACUUUUAGAACAUACGCUUGAGUGUAUGAGUGUUUCUUGUGCCAAAAUAAGACGUCUCAUGUAUGUGCUAUGUUGCUGCGCUCAUUCGCUGGUUCCCUCCCUCUGGGCUGCGCAGAUGCGGGAAGCGCGCGCAGUGAGCAGCUGUGAUUACACCGUCAUGGACACGAGCGCACCACAUCGGAGUUGAAUCGGGACGUUGCCAACAACAAAAACAAAGACAUUAGCACACCGAAUUUUCGUCGGAUUACAACGGAUUCAGGCGUCGCUUUUGUGACUGGAAUAUGCCCAGCAGACGGACUCCAACAACAUGACAGUGUCGCGCUGGAGAAACUCCUGCUCCCGCGCUUCAUGAAGAGUCUCGAGGCCAAAGAGCCGCCGCGCUGCGCCGCCAGAUGUGCUGCCGUUAACCGCAGGCACAACACCGCCAAACGAACACCAGCCUGAAGACACUCAACGCCUGCUUUUAACAUUUCCCCUUCUGUAAAAGACAUGACAUUGGCUGUCCUGUUUGGGCGAACUGCCCGACUAGCAUGUGCGGCUAAUUUCGGUUUAUGUUAGCGGCUAAUUAGCGCACGACUACCGCGACACUCCAACGGCUGUCAGGACAGAGACCCAGACACUUUUACACUGUUUAAAACAGCUUAAUUUGAUUUACAAACAGUUUCCCCCCACAGAAUGAGGUGUUUCACGUGUUGGAAAGCCUUGCUGGUCCGUAAAUGUGGUAGAGUUUGAGUUUGUUUUGAGUGUCCGUGCGCGCCGUGAGAGCGGCUAAACUUGGGUGGUUGUUCCCGGGGCUGGGAGCGCUCGGGGCCGAUGCGGAGCAGCGCGGGCGGCGGCCGCAGGCAUGCAGCACGACUUCGGCUCCAACGAGGAGAACAGCGCGAGAUGGCGAGGCCUGUUCGUGCAGGCGCUGCGAAAGGUGCAGUUACAAGUGCAUCCAAACCUGUCGGCUAAAGAAGAUGCGCUCCAGCACAUUGAGGCACUCAUACUACAGCUCCUGAACAAGCUGUGUGUUACACAGCCCAGAACAAUAGCUGAUGUUGAGGAUCGUGUCCAGAAGACGUUCCCGAAUCCCAUCGAUAAAUGGGCCAUGGCAGACGCUCAGUCUGCGAUAGAGAAGCGCAAGCGAAGGAACCCACUGCUGCUGCCAGUCGAAAAGAUACAUCCACUACUGAAGGAGGUGCUGGGUUAUAAGAUCGACUAUCAUGUGUGUCUGUAUAUUGUUGCUGUGCUGGAGUACAUCUCAGCCGACAUCCUCAAGCUGGCUGGAAACUAUGUGAGCAACAUUCGGCAUUACGAGAUCAGCCAGCAAGACAUCACUGUCUCUAUGUGUGCUGACAAGGUUUUAAUGGAUAUGUUCGAUCAGGAAGAGGAGAUGGGGCUUGUGUCUCAGAGUGUAGAGGAGGUGUCUUCCUCUGGUGUGCUCACAUAUGAUGAUCUUGUGCGUCUGGAGAUCGCUGAGGAGCGUCAGUAUCUGCGGGAACUUGAUCUCAUCAUCAAAGUAUUCCGCCAAGCCUUUACGUCCAGUAGCAAACACUUCUCCACUCAGGAUGUGGAGUUGGCAUUCAGUAAUAUUCUAGAGGUUCACGAGUUAACAGUUAAGCUGUUGGGUCUUAUUGAGGAUGCUGUAGAAAUGACAGCCGACGGUAGUCCACACCCACUUGUGGGCAGCUGCUUCGAAGACCUCGCUGAGGAGCAGGCAUUUGAUCCCUAUGAGACACUCUCUCAGGACAUCCUCUCUAAAGAAUUCUGUCAACAUUUCAACACUCUGAUGUCCCGCCCCACUGUUGCUCUGUACUUUCAGUCAAUUGCAGAGGGUUUUAAGGAGGCAGUGCAGUAUGUGCUUCCUCAGUUGAUGAUGGUUCCUGUUUACCACUGUAUGCACUACUUUGAUCUGUUCCAGCAAUUGCAGGAUUGCAGUGAAGACCAAGACGACAGAGAGUGUUUAAAACAGGCUCAAACUGCACUGAUCAACCUACAAUGCAGCAUUGAACGCAUAUAUGCUAAACACCAACCACGGCGCAAACAAGGGGAGCCAUUGUAUCGGUUAUAUAGUCGUGCAUCUCGCAGCAAGCAGGCAGCAAUAAAGCGUAUGAAUGACAUCCAGAGGAGUAUUGAUGGCUGGGAGGGCAGAGAUAUCGGCCAGUGCUGCAGCCAGUUCAUCAUGGAGGGGGCGCUCCUACGGGCCGGAGCCAAGCACGAACGGCACAACUUCCUGUUCGACGGCCUCAUGAUAAGCUGCAAAGCUAACCAGAGCUCUAGGUUGCCGGGGGCAGGCAGUGGGGCGGAGUUUCGUCUGAAAGAGAAGUUUGUUUUACGCAAGUAUCGCAUUGUAGAUCGUGAGGAUUCACCAGAGUUUCGUCACGCAUUUGAGCUGGUGGGCCGCGAGGAAAGCAGUGCCGUGUUCAGCGCACGUUCGGCGGAAGAGAAGAGUGCAUGGAUGGCCGCGCUGGUGACGCUGCAGUACCGGCCCACUCUGGACCGCAUGCUGGACACCGUCCUGCACCGCGAGGAACAAGCACAACCGCUGAGGCUGCCGUCACCGGAUGUCUACCGGUUUGCCAUACAGGAUUCUGAGGAGAACAUUGUAUUUGAGGAGGGAGCGCAGCGCAAGACUGGAAUCCCUAUUAUUAAGGCCGGGACAGUUGUCAAGCUUAUCGAGAGACUGACGUACCACAUGUAUGCAGACCCAAAUUUCGUGCGUACAUUUCUGACUACGUACCGUUCUUUCUGUAAACCACAAGACCUGCUCACACUACUGAUUGAAAGGAUUGAGAUUCCAGAGCCAGAGCCAUCAGAAGCAGACCUAGAGGCACUUUGGAAUGGAGAGCAACCAAUGGCGGCCGAGCUUCAGAGAUUUCGCAGAGAAUAUGUGCAGCCUGUUCAACUCAGGGUUCUGAAUGUAUUCCGUCAGUGGGUAGAACAUCACUUUUAUGACUUUGAGAAUGAUCCUGAACUCAGCUGUGGACUUGAAGAAUACCUCACCAGCACCACACAACUUAGAGGUAAAUCGAUGCGCAAGUGGGUGGAGUCCAUCAUCAAGAUCAUGAGGCGGAAGAAACAAACUCAAUCUAAUGGCAUCAGUCACAACAUCACCUUUGAGAGCCCACCUCCUCCUAUUGAAUGGCACAUCAGCCGUCCUGGAAGCAUUGACACCUUUGACCUCAUGACCCUUCAUCCAAUAGAAAUUGCUCGUCAGUUAACACUUCUAGAGUCUGAUCUGUACAGAGCCGUUCGUCCAUCUGAGCUGGUAGGAAGCGUUUGGACAAAAGAAGAUAAAGAGAAGAAUUCUCCAAAUCUGCUUAGGAUGAUUAGACACACAACCAACCUCACUCUGUGGUUUGAAAAGUGUAUAGUAGAGGCUGAAAAUGUGGACGAGAGGGUUGCUGUAUUCUCUCGUAUUAUUGAGAUCCUGCAGGUGUUUCAAGAGCUCAAUAACUUUAAUGGAGUUUUGGAGAUUGUGAGCGCCAUCAACUCAGUACCGGUGUAUCGUCUCGAUCACACGUUUGAGGCUGUGCCUGAGAGGAAGAGGAGGAUUCUAGAGGAAGCUGUUGAACUCAGUCAGGAUCAUUUUAAGAAAUACCUUGCCAAGCUCAAAUCCAUCAACCCGCCUUGCGUACCUUUCUUUGGUAUCUACCUGACUAACAUUCUGAAGACUGAAGAGGGAAAUCCAGAUUUUCUAAAACGUGAUGGAAAAGAACUGAUCAACUUUAGCAAAAGACGCAAAGUAGCAGAAAUCACUGGAGAAAUCCAGCAGUACCAGAACCAACCCUACUGCCUCAAAGUAGAACACGAUAUAAAGAGGUUUUUCGAGAAUCUGAAUCCAAUGGGAAACAUGAGUGAGAAGGACUUUUCUGACUACCUGUUCAACAAGUCUCUCGAGAUUGAACCACGGAACUGCAAACAGCCACCCAGAUUUCCCAGAAAGACUAUGUAUUCUCUGAAGUCUCCUGGCGUGCGGCCAGUGCGGCAAGCAUCAGGAGGAGGGGGGACGCUGAAAGGUCACCCAGUGCCAUUAGAACGAGAACCACCUCACAAAAUCACCUUCAGGAACAUCGCAGAAACAGAACCUGAGACUCCCCCUUCUCUCCCCACCUCUCCAAACACACCCACACCUCCACAGUCUGCCAGCUCUGACCUCAACUCGGUGUUCAUUGAGCCUGACCUGAGCAGCUCCUAUGGUAACAACACCAUAUUUGCCCCAGUUUUGCUGCCUCAGUCCAAGUUUCAGUCUGUGUCGUGUGGCAGUUUACUCCAUUUGAUUGGUGAUGAGCUACCCCCUCCAUUACCUCCCCGCAGGAAAGAUACCGCUUCAGAGACCAAGUUGAGUUCCAGGCCUGAAAGUCCUCCCGCCAUUCCACCACGACAGCCUCCUCCUCCUCGCCUGCAACCACGUGUUCCAGUGAUCAAUGGGCCAACAGACGGGCCGCUGCCGAGCCCCCCGCCCCCUCCGCCACGUGAUCCCCUGCCGGACACACCUCCGCCAGUUCCGCAGCGACCGCCGGAGAUCUUCAUCAACUACCCAGUGAACAUGCAGCCGUCUCCAGGAGGCCGUUUCCUCUGGGACUUCACCAGCUCGCCUAGCACUCCCAACACCCCUCCUGGCACGCCCUCGCCCCGUGUUCCGCCCCCCGGCACGCCUUCUCCACGUGUGCCUCGGCGCCCCUGCACACCCAGCAUCAGUCAACCCAGCCUAGUCCACCUGCCCCCGCCCACUCCGGCCCCUCCCAUACCGCCUCGGCACAACUCCACCCCCACGCUGCCAAAACUGCCCCCCAAGACUUACAAGAGAGAACUCUCUCAAUCCACACACACUCUCUCACAGCCAUCCACACACACUCUCUCACAGCCAUCCAUACACACUCUCUCGCUAGUCGACAACAGGGACAGUAACGAAUAAGAGCAUCACACCCUGAAACACAGACAUGAGUGAGUGUGUGUGUGUGUGUGUGUGUGUGUGUGUGUGUGUGUGUGUAUUUUAACAACGUUUAACCUGGAACCAGACAAUCUGAUGCUAAUUAAAAAAACCUGAAGACGCUCAUUGCUCUCGAGGAAUGUGAUUAUCACUCAUUUUUCACAUCCGUCACAUUCAGCGUGCAGAGCUACGCAAGGUCAUGUGCUCGUCAACAGCACAUUCACUGAUGGAAAUGCUGCUCUGAGGCCUUUCACCACCGUCAGACUCUGCUGUGGAUGUUUAUUUGGUUGCAGGUCAAAGGUCAACCAGGGUUCAACCCAAACACCCUCAGCACACCUCUCUUCGGUUGCCUUUAACUCACAGCCGUGACCUUGACCAGAGAUUGUACCCUUCAGGUGAACUCUUGACAUUUUGGUGAGAGCUUUUUCCUUACACUAUUUAAAGCCAAUAUGAUGUCUUAACCUCUCCCCUCAAAGGCGUACUCAUCUAUUCGUCGAUUCUUCACAAACCGAUACUUACGCCCCUUGAUUUCCGCACCAGACUCUUAAUGUGCCUUCAAUAUCAGUACUGAACAAAAUGUAAGCAUUUGCCUUGACCAUGCUUAGAACAAAUGUCUAGACAACACCUCCGUUCGUCCAUUUGUGCGCGUGCGCUCCAAGUAUUCUGUACAGAGUGACAUAUCUGCCCUCACUUCUCACCUCGGCGCCGUGGCAGCCCAGUUGCUGAUGUAUCUACUGACAAUCUCAGUCUGAGACCCACCAGAUUCACACACUGUUGUAGAGUGUUUGGUGUGGACCAGUGUCAAGUUUGUGUGUCUUAAUAGUGUGCGGUGAGCCUUUUUUUGCACUUUAGGGCAGUACUGUUACAGACAGGCAGAGGACUCAAACUCACAAUCCUGUGACCUUAUGACCCUGUCCUGCUAACCCCCGUCCUCUGGGCUGGUCAGGACAACUGUCGGGCUGUUUCCCAAAACUCAUGAACUUUGGGACACGGUCAGAAUGUUCUAUUGUAAAUCACGCCUCCUGCUCUCAUUCAGGUCCGCUCCAUCAACUGAACCAUGUCCAUACAGGAAGGGCUUCAUCACCAGAGCAAUUCCUAUCCAGUCAACCACGGAAAUGGUCUCCGAGGCAAUCAGCCAUAGAGGGACUGCAGUGUUUUGUAGUGAUGUCACAUCCUGUAUGCGUAGAAUCUCAUCCUGGCCACUCCCACUGAGAUGACUGGUCAAUUGGUUUGAAGUGUUAGUAAUUCCCAAAAACUCACUGUUUGUGUGUGUGCGUGUGUGUGUGUAUAUGUGUGUGGGUGUGUGAGUGUGAGCAUUCAAGGCCUGUAACUGCUUUUGUACCAUGUUCUCCAUGAGACUCAUUAAUAAACUCGCAGUCUUAUUUUCUA
Molecule: messenger RNA, 6333 nt
Organism: Onychostoma macrolepis
Lineage: Eukaryota; Metazoa; Chordata; Actinopteri; Cypriniformes; Cyprinidae
Gene: sos2
Product: son of sevenless homolog 2 (Drosophila)
Exons: 23
Coding region: 874-4929 (1351 amino acids)
Biological process (GO): Ras protein signal transduction; positive regulation of GTPase activity
Cellular component (GO): plasma membrane
Molecular function (GO): guanyl-nucleotide exchange factor activity; protein heterodimerization activity
Source: RefSeq, a predicted model, not a curated record